Megalobrama amblycephala (Wuchang bream) is the source of this 4083-nucleotide messenger RNA. It is a transcript of the gene tp53bp2a, whose product is annotated as tumor protein p53 binding protein, 2a. Gene Ontology annotation, molecular function: p53 binding. NCBI's taxonomy places the organism in Eukaryota, Metazoa, Chordata, Actinopteri, Cypriniformes, Xenocyprididae. Gene Ontology annotation, cellular component: nucleus. The record is from RefSeq and is a predicted model, not a curated record. Bases 214 to 3486 code for a protein of 1090 amino acids. The transcript has 20 exons. Gene Ontology annotation, biological process: regulation of apoptotic process.
AGCUUCCAUUGAGCUUCCCGUGCGUGACGUCACGCUCUCCCUCAGCAGCAACAGGCGUCUGAACGACACGAAACAUCUCAAGGAGGAAAAAACACUCUGGACUGUAAUAAGAGACGCUGAAAACUCACUUCCGCGUGAACAUUUGAACACUUCUUUGUAAACAAUCACACAUUCCGACCCGGACUGGAAAACCUCCUCAGACGCGACGCGAAGAUGAUGCCGAUGUUCCUGACUGUGUAUCUCAGCAACAAUGACCAGCACUUCACCGAGGUGCCCAUCACCCCUGAGACGGUGUGUCGUGACGUGGUGGAUCUGUGCAGAGACUCCGGCGACAGCAGCUGUCAUCUGGCCGAAGUGUGGCGAGGCUCCGAGCGGGCAGUAGGCGAGAGCGAGAAGAUGAUGGAUCUGUUGCUGCAGUGGGGACAGGCGAGGCCUGAGGUCCGGUUCUUUCUGCGUCACGGCAGAGCGCCCGGCCAGCUGUCAGACUCCAGGACUUUGAAUCAGAAGAGGAACGGCGUGAAGAAACCUGCUGACAGACGGCCGGAGAACGGGGUGAGCAGCCCGUGGAUGGACAUGACUCUAGCAGAGCUGCAGGAGAUGGCAGCCAGACAGCAGCGACAAAUCGACGGCCAGCAACAACUCCUGGCCUCUAAGGAGCAGCGUUUGCUCUUCCUGAAGCAGCAGGAGCACAGGCAGCAGCAGACCACUUCAGAGCAGAAGAAGCUCCAGAAUCUGAGGGACGCGGUGGAGAAACAGGAGGCGCAGCUGAAGAUGGUCCGAGCUCUGAAGGGUCAGGUGGAACAGAAGCGCCUCAGCAAUGGAAAACUCGUUGAGCAGGUUGAGCAGAUGAACAGUCUGCUCCUUCAGAAGCAGAAAGAGCUGGUCGUAGCCGUGUCUAAAGUGGAGGAGCUGAGCAAACAGCUGGAGACCCUGAAGAACGGACAGCUGGAUGCGCUUCACAGUAACCAGAGCUCUGUGGCCGAGCUGGACAGACUCUACAGGGAACUGCAGAUGAGGAAAAACAUUAACCUGGAGCAGAACACGAAACUACAGCAGCAGAGAGAGAACUUGAACAAGAGGAACCAAGAGGUGGCCAACAUGGACAAAAGAGUGAACGAACUGAGAGAUCGCUUGUGGAAGAAGAAAGCUGCCCUACAGCAGAAAGAGAACCUUCCUUUGCCUUCCGAUGGGCAGACGGCGCAGCAGACAGGAGUGUCCCGUGUGGCUGCUGUCGGCCCUUAUAUCCAGUCUUCCACGAUGCCCAGGGGCCACAGUAAACAGGACCUGCUUAUUAAAAACACUUACCCCGACGGCACAGCAACGGUACCGCAUCAGGAGAAGAGCGCUCGUCCCGGAUCAGCUAAUUUCAAGAUCAAAGGCCGCAAUAGGAGAGAGAGCGGCAUCAGCACUGGUCUGCAAUCAGCAAAAGCGUCCUCAAAGCUGUCUAACUGGAGUGCGGCCAAUAUGAAGUCCGCUGGUAAUAAUGGGUCCACCAGUCUCCCACGCUUGGUGACCCAGGCCUCUAAAAACCAAGAUAAAGCAGAUAUGCUGAAACGGGACCCCAGGGUGCGUCCGGCCUCCAUGUUUGAGCCUAUUGAACCACCUGCAGCUUCUUUACGGAAGAAUCAGAGCAGCGAGGACCUCGCGAGAGACAUCCAGAAUGCCAUCAAGAACACCGUCAAGGUUCCUCCUCCAGUUCCAACUAAACCUAAACAGCCCAACCUGCCCUCUGGUGGCCAGAUGGGAUAUGGCAAGACGGCCGUCAAUGCUGGUACCUUCCCAGGGAAGAGUAAAUCUUCUGCUCAGCAGCCGCCCACUGGCUCCCAGUCUGCUUUAUCACAGGGAGGUACUUUACCCCUUCCCUCCAAGCUAGAGGCUCCUCCAGCGGCCACCGUACACCCCUUCAGCCCGGAUCCUCCUGGAGCCAAAGACUCCGGUGGGCAAAUCCUGCACAAGCCGCAGAUGGUGACCACCAGCUCCAUCUACUCCAUGUACACGCAGCAGUCCGUGGCUGGCAAAGCGCAGCAGCAGAGCAUGCAGGGAGCGCUGGGCCGAGCCCAGACCCGCAGCAGCAACUUCAUCAGUGUUUAUGGGAAGCCAGUGACGUCCACAGGCCAGCAGUCUCAAAACCUGUACCCUGAGAACCCGUACCUGGACCCGCCCAGUGGCCCGGAAACAGAGAGGGACCACAGUCCUGCUCCAGAAACCCAGGAGACCGAGCGUAUUCCCAGACCUCUCAGUCCCACCAAACUGCUGCCCUUCAUCUCAAACCCCUACCGCCACCAGAGCGACGUGGACCUGGAGGCUCUCCGGAAGAAGCUCUACAACGCGCCCAGACCCCUCAAGAAACGCAGCUCCAUCACAGAGCCCGAGGGCCCCGGGGGCCCCAACAUUCAAAAGCUCCUGUACCAGAAGACCACUCUCGCCGCGAUGGAGACCACAGUGAGUCCUUCUGGAGAAGAGGAGAAGGAGACGGUGGCAGAAGCUCCCAGAGCUGAUGAAGCGGCACUCGAGGGACCCGAUCAAACUCUUCCUGAGCCGCUGGCGUCCACAGAAACGGAAGCAGAGGACGUCCCUCCUCCACCGCCUCCACACCCGGCGCCACAGCCCGACACGGACUUCUUACCUCCACCUCCUCAGCCGGCCAGCCCUCCUCCUCCUCCACCUCCUCCCGCUGAGAACUUCGUAGAGGACUUUCCUCCAUAUCCUCCACCUCCUUAUCCCAGUGGAGCGGAGCAGGAGCCUCCAGAAGACACAUUUAACAUGAAGCCACCAGAGGUCACCGGACAGGUUCCCUUUCCACCCGGUAAGAGGACGAACCUGCGUAAGGCCGGAUCGGAGCGCAUCGAGCACGGCAUGAGAGUGCGCUUCAAUCCUCUGGCUCUGUUACUGGACUCGUCUCUGGAGGGAGAGUUCGAUCUGGUGCAGAGGGUCAUUUACGAGGUGGAGGAUCCGAGUCAGCCGAACGAUGAGGGCAUCACUGCGCUCCAUAAUGCAGUGUGUGCCGGUCACACGGAGAUUGUUAAAUUCCUGGUGCAGUACGGAGUCAACGUCAAUGCGGCUGACAGUGACGGAUGGACACCCCUGCACUGUGCAGCGUCCUGUAAUAAUGUGCAGGUGUGUAAGUUCCUGGUGGAGUCUGGGGCGGCCGUGUUCGCCAUGACCUACAGCGACAUGCAGACGGCAGCUGAUAAGUGUGAGGAGAUGGAGGAAGGCUACACACAGUGCUCUCAGUUCCUCUACGGCGUCCAGGAGAAGAUGGGCAUCAUGAACAGAGGGGUGGUGUACGGUCUGUGGGACUAUGAGAGCGAGCAGGACGACGAGCUGUCGUUCAGAGAGGGCGACAGCAUGGCUGUGAUCCACAGGGAGGACGAGGACGAGACGGAGUGGUGGUGGGUGCGCAUGGGCAACAGAGAGGGGUACAUACCCAGAAACCUGCUGGGGUUGUAUCCGAGAAUCAAACCUCGCCAAAGGAGCCUGGCUUAAACGAACAAAGACGUAGAGUCGCUCUGACACAAUCAAUCCAUCAACACUAGUUAACCUCCUCAUCUACCUGUUAGUCCCAUGUGAUGUUACAGUGAUGCUCAUUCCUUCUGCCUCUUUUCACAAUAUCAUUGACUAGAAUUAGAUUAGAAUGUACUUUAUAUUUGUAAAUCAAGACUUUUUCACUAAAAUGUAUUUUCACAGUUAUUGUGGCCUGUGUUUGCGUCACAGCCUGAGGUAUUCAGCGCUUUAUUGAAGGGUUUUUGGACACAGGCCAAUCAACACUAUUUUUUAUGUUUUUCUCAUGUGCACAAUGUUUAACAACUGAAAUUUAAAUGAAUUUUUUUUAACCGUGCUGUAAAAGUGGGGUUAUUACAGUGAAUUUCUGCCUUAAUUAUGAGAAUUCAUUGAGACUUCGAGCCUGUGAGUUAUCAGAAGUGCUGGAGAUGAACGUGAGAUUGAGAUGUUCCCGCCGGCAGACAGAUUUUAUGAUGCAUUCCUUUCUUCUGUUCGGCAAACAAUCCCUGCGUUUGUACAUGUUCAGCCUCUGAGUUAUUUGACAAACCAACUGAUCAAAAAAUAAAACAACACUGAACAGUU